Oncorhynchus kisutch (coho salmon) is the source of this 5273-nucleotide messenger RNA. It is a transcript of the gene pora, whose product is annotated as P450 (cytochrome) oxidoreductase a. Bases 981 to 3017 code for a protein of 678 amino acids. Gene Ontology annotation, biological process: response to hormone. The record is from RefSeq and is a predicted model, not a curated record. The transcript is spliced from 18 exons. Lineage: Eukaryota; Metazoa; Chordata; Actinopteri; Salmoniformes; Salmonidae. Gene Ontology annotation, molecular function: FMN binding; flavin adenine dinucleotide binding; NADPH-hemoprotein reductase activity. Gene Ontology annotation, cellular component: cytosol.
CAUGGAUUUGACAGUUGAGGGUUUCCUAUCGUGGAUGUGGCGAGGCCUGACCUUCCUUCUACCCUUCCUGUUCUUUGGUCAUGUUUUCAUGUGUGGCUGCUCCUACCUCGUGUUAUUCAUGGAAACUUUUCCACCACACUUGGUGUGGUCUACCAUAAGUACAUCCACAACCAAGACACGUCCAAGAGCCUAUAAGACUGGAAGAGAAAGAUAACUGGACAUUGUUACGAACCCAACUAUUUACUCAAAAUAAUAUAUGCCAAAGGUGUUUUAUACUAAUGUACUUUUUGUCUAUUUUAUACAGUUGUCUUGUAAACCAUGUAAAUUUUUCUGUUGCACCUUCUUAUCAAACGUGUUUCGUUUCUUGUUUAAUUUCUGAAACACAUUGUUCUUUGUUCUUCUGAGAAAUGCAGAUUGUCACUUUCAGCAUCACCCAAGAUUUAAUGGUGUGUGAGAUUACGAGAAUGGGUCGAGAAAUUACAGGCCAUGCACUGACAAUCACUAAACUGUGUGUACAUAUUCAGCUGUGUCAAGAAAGCUCACUCUGCAAUAAUAAGACACUAGCUGAACCUGUGCUUUGUUCAUUUUGUUUAAAUGUCUCAUUAUGAGACCGCAACGUGCAUUACUACUGGUAUGUUAGGGAUAUUUGACAGCAUUACUUUCUUCUUCUUGAUUGAUACUAUUUUGUGGAUGGAUAUUAUUCUUCAUGAUGAUUUGAUAUGGCGGCUGAUAUCAAAAUGAGCUCUAGGAGUUUUCAGGGACAUGGUGGUAUCACAUUUAACUGAUUCUAUUAUAUAUAGCAUAAUGUACAUAAACCACGAACACGUGAGAGGCGUGGCGCAUGGUCGCACAAUAAUGACGUAGAGGAAAUUAGACUCCGAUAUUGUGCUGGGUACAGUCAGGAGCAGUUUGAAGUCCUCUCUCUGCCCUGGCUGCAGCCGGUGUUGACCUGUCAGACAGCGAGUGGCCCCAUCGAGGACAUGGAGGUAGAGCAUGUAGCCCCGGAAGGCCCUGACGUGGCCCCUGUGGAGGAGGAACCUCUCUUCACUAACUUGGACAUAUUCCUUUUUUCUCUCAUUGUUGGCCUACUCAUCUACUGGUUCCUUUCUCGCAAGAAGACUGAGGAGACCAUCCCAGAGUUCAAGAGGCUCACCCCUGUAGUCACUCUGCAGCGAGAAACCAGCUUUAUUGAAAAAAUGAAGAAAACGAACAGGAACAUGGUGGUUUUCUACGGCUCUCAGACGGGCACGGCUGAGGAGUUCUGCGGCCGACUGUCCAAAGACGCCCAGCGCUACGGAAUGAGAGGCAUGUCAGCUGACCCCGAGGAAUAUGACAUGUCGGAGCUGCCUCGUCUUGCGGAGAUCGACAACUCCCUGGCUGUGUUCUGCAUGGCCACCUAUGGGGAGGGGGAUCCCACAGACAACGCUCAGGACUUUUACGACUGGAUGCAGGAGAACGACGAGGACCUGAAAGGAGUCAACUUCGCGGUGUUUGGCUUGGGGAAUAAAACAUAUGAGCACUUCAAUGCAAUGGGAAAGUAUACUGACAAGAGACUAGAAGAGCUGGGUGGCAAGAGGAUCUAUGACCUGGGAAUGGGAGACGACGAUGGCAACCUUGAGGAAGACUUUGUAUCAUGGAAGGAGCAGUUCUGGCCUGCUGUGUGUGAGCACUUUGGGGUGGAGGCCACAGGAGAUGACACCAGCAUCCGGCAGUACGAGUUGGUGGUUCCAACUGACAUCAACAUGAAUAAGGUGUACACUGGGGAGAUGGGUCGCCUCAAGAGCUUUGAGACCCAGAAACCGCCUUUUGAUGCUAAGAACCCCUACUUGGCCACAGUGGCUGUCAACCGCCAGCUGAACCAAUCCGGCGACCGCCAUCUGAUGCAUAUAGAGCUGGACAUCUCAGGUUCCAAAAUCAGAUAUGACUCUGGAGACCACGUUGCUGUUUACCCCGUUAAUGACGUGUCAAUAGUGAACAGAAUAGGCCAAAUCCUGGAUGCCGACCUGGACACUGUUAUCUCUCUCAACAACCUCGACGAGGAGUCCAAUAAGAAGCACCCGUUCCCGUGUCCGACCACAUACCGCACAGCUCUGACCCACUACCUGGACAUCACCAACCCCCCUCGCACCAACGUACUGUUUGAGCUGGCCCAGUACGCCACCGACCCCAAGGACCAGGACACCCUGCGCAAGAUGGCCUCCGCCUCCCCCGAGGGCAAGGGUCUGUACCAGAGCUGGGUGCUGGAUGCCCAGAGGAACAUCCUGGCUGUGUUGGAGGACAUGCCGUCCCUCCACCCUACCAUAGACCACCUGUGUGAGCUGCUGCCCCGCCUACAGGCUCGCUACUACUCCAUCGCCUCCUCUGGCAAGGUGUAUCCCACCAUGGUGAGCAUAUGUGCGGUGGUGGUGGAGUUCCAGACCAGCACAGGGCGGACCUUCAAUGGUGUGGCCACCAACUGGCUGAAGAACAAGGUUGUGGUGACGGACAACGGCCACAAGGCCACUGUGCCCAUGUACGUCCGCAAGUCCCAGUUCCGGCUUCCCUUCAAGGCCAGCAACCCGGUGGUGAUGAUCGGGCCCGGCACGGGCAUCGCCCCCUUCAUGGGCUUCCUCCAGGAGAGAGGCUGGAUGAAGGAGCAGGGGAAGGAUGUCGGCGAGACGAUACUGUACUUCGGCUGUCGCCGCAGAAACGAGGACUUCCUGUACCAGCAGGAACUGGAGGAGUUUGAGAAGGCGGGCGUGCUGACUCAGCUCAACGUUGCCUUCUCCAGAGACCAGGAAGGGAAGGUGUAUGUGCAGCAUCUCCUGAAGAAAAACAAAGAACAUCUGUGGAAGCUGAUCCAUACUGACAAUGCUCACCUCUACAUUUGUGGGGAUGCUCGGAACAUGGCACGGGACGUGCAGAACACCUUCUAUGACAUCGCUGAAGAGGUCGGAGGCCUCACACACACACAGGCUGUGGCCUACAUCAAGAAGCUGAUGACUAAGGGCCGCUACUCUCUGGAUGUGUGGAGCUAAAGAAGAUGAAGCUUACUUGCAGGACACCCUCACAACCCCCUAGAUGUUACCCCUCACCCAAAUGAAAUAGGUUAACGGUAAACACCUUUUUAAACAGUUUUUGGAGGUAACACGUCAGCACCUAAUCUCUAAAUGGAAAGACUGAUGUCUCUAUGUCUGAGUUUUUGUUGUCCUUAUUAUUGGAUUUGUUUGUAAUCUUACUGAAAGCCUUUUGUGGGGACUCGUACUGAGAAGUAGUGCUGUUAAUUUAGGAUUGUUUGGGAAUUGGCUCAUACUCUAACUUGACCCCUAACCCCCAGGUCUUUCAUAUAGAUUUGGUCUACAUUCUCCUUUAAGGUUAUGGGGGGAAAAAACAUCUCUCUUGUGGAAUAAAUCAAUAGAUUUUUUUAUUAAGAGUGCAGGCAGACCUUCAUCGUUUCACAUCAGAUUAGAAAAGUUGGAGAUGAUAAUUUACAGUACCAGUCAAAAGUUUGAACACCUCCUCAUUCAAGGGUUUUUCUUUAUUUUAAAUAUGUUCUACAUUGUAGAAUAAUAGUGAAGACAUCAAACUAUGAAAUAACAUAUAUGGAAUCAUGUAGUAACCAAAACAGUGUUAAAGAAGAAUCUAAACUAUUUUUAUUUGUUUAACACUUUUUUGGGUUACUACAUGUUUCCGUAUGUGUUAUUUCAUAGUUUUGAUGUCUUCACUAUUAUUCUACAAUGUAGAACAUAUUUAAAAUAAAGAAGAAAAACCCUUGAAUGAGGAGGUGUUCAAAAUUUUGACUGAUACUGUAAAUUAUCUCCAACUUUUGUACACGUUGUUUUUGCUAAGUGAAACUAGGUGAAAACAGAGGUGAUUAUGAAAUUAAAUAUUGUGUCAGGACGUUUAUCAUGCUGUGAAGAUCCCCACAAGCAUUUUUUUUCUUGUAUAUUAACUCAUUUCAAAUGUAAAGCAUUCUAUAUUUUCCAUCUGUAAAUGUAUUUACAAAUUCAGAUGCUCUAGGAAGGUUGUGUAAACUUGUAGCGUAUUCAUGUUGUAUCAUGUACUGUUAAAUUUGUACAUUUAAAUUUCAGUAACUAUUUAGUAAUUGAGCCUUGUUCUUCAUCGGUUCAUUCAAGAAUAGGUCUUAGAUUAAGUGGUGGUCAACUGUAAAAAUGUCCAGGUGUUUUUUUUCUUCUCACGCUCUCUGACUGUAAGGCUUAGUGCCAACUAGUUACGUUUAGAUGGAAACUACAACAGCAUUUAGGCAAUGCAAUAUGUGUUGGUUAUAUGUCCACUUGCAGUACAAAAUGAAUCCGUCUACUAACUGUCAUUUAUGUGUGUUCUGAUAUCACUAAUUCUGGGAUGUGUACAGUAUACACUGAUUGUACAAAACAUUAGGAACACCUUCCUAAUAUUGAGUUUCCCCUGCCCUUUUGCCUUCAGAACAGCCUGAAUUUGUUGGGGCAUGGACUCAACAAGGUAUCAAAAGCAUUCCACACAGGGAUGCUGACCCAUGUUGACUAAUGCUUCCCACAGUUGUCAAGUUGUCUGGAUGUCUUGGUUGGUGGAUAAUUCUUGAUACAAAUGGGGAAACUGAGUGUGAAAACCCCAGAAACGUUGCAGUUCUUGACACAGUCAAACUGGUACACUUGGCACAUACUACCAUAUCCCAUGUAAAGGCACAAGUCUUUUAACUUCCCCAUUUACCCUUUAAAUGGCACACAAACAAUCCGUGUCUCAAUUGUAGCAAGACUUAAAAAUCCUUCUUUAUCGUGUCUCCUCCCCUUCAUCUACACUGAUUUUGAAGUGGAUUUAACAAGUGACAUCAAUAAGGGAUCAGAGACAGACCUGGUGAAUCCAGAUGAAAGCUAUGUCAUGGAAAGAGCACAUGUUCCUAAUGUUUUGUACACUCAGUAAGUAUUUUAUCUCGGUGUCUUUCUAUGCUGAUGGUUGGAGGUCUAAUACAAAAUAUUUACUUAAACGUGAGGUUCUGCUGAACAUUAACUGUAUGAAGUGGAUGAUAUAAGGGUGAUGUUCAGCAGUCCUUUUGGUGUUUAUUUUAAUAGAGAAACCCCUAAACUAUUGUAGUGAUAUGGCAGGGUUCAUGUUUUCAUUUGUGUGCCUUUGAACUUUUUCUCUUGCAUUACUGAUAUUGAAUAAUGUGUUCCAUCAUGACCUGUUACAUGACUUUUACCACUUGAUCCAGUUGUUUAUGCAAAAUAGCUAUUUGUAUAUAAACAGUAUAACUUGAAAACAUGCAUUUGUAAAGAAAUAAUAAUCAUUGAUUUGCUAUA